GAAAAAAACUAAACUAUACGGGGCUCCAGCUCCCCAGUCUUGGAUCUUGUACCCUGUAUUCACACUAGCAAAGAUUGAAUGCUAUUGAGCUGUCAUUAGUGACAUUUAUUAAUUAGUUUAAAUGCUAAUACCUAGAACGUCAAACAGCUCUACCGAGUUCCCAUACUCCCUACCAUCCCGUUCAUCCUGAUCUGCACUUGCUUCAUCGUGUUUCUUCUCAUUGUUGCUUGUUUUUAUGUUCUACACCACAGUGCUUCAACUGGUUGUGGCAGAAAGGCUCAACAACACUGAUGUUCAAAGAUUGUACUGUAACUGGGCCUCAUUUAUCAAUCUGGAUAUGAAUGGGUUUACGUGUAAGAAACAUUUCUACAAGGAAUUUUGGAAAAAGGGGACGUAAAAUGUAAACUUGAUCGUAUAAGUUAUAUGUGGAAUAUACUGUUAUUAUUAAAACCCUUAUAACAGUAAUAUUUGUGCUAGUUCACAACAUUUUGUGAAAAACAGCCACUUUAUAUUAUGGACUAGAGAUCAAGCUAAAAUGCUAAUAUUUCAAUUAUGAAAAGGUGUAUAAAUGAAGGGUAGGUCAUUCUGUCUGCGCUUAACUGCUAACUGUAAAUAAAUAAAACUUAGCUGAGGGAGGAUUUAGUGGUCACUUCAUAUUUUUAUUACUUCUUUUCCCUUCAGGGGUGGCCACAGCGAAUCAUCUCUCUCCACCUAUCCCUAUCUUCUGCAUCCUCAACACUAGCUUCAUAUCCUCAUUUAUUUCAUCCAUAUACCUCCUCUUUGGCAGCUCCAUGUCCAACAUUCUCCUACCAAUAUACUCGCUCUCCCUCCUCUGAACAUGUCCAAACCAUCUUAAUCUGGUCUCUCCCUAAAUUCGUCCAACAUGAGCCGUCCCUCCGAUGUACUCGUUCCUGAUCCUGUCCGGACGUGUCACUCCCAAAGAGAACCUCAACAUCUUCAGCUCAGUCUCUUCCUCAGUGAUUGGCGUAGAAGUUCUCAGCAUACGCGCAUGAGAAAAGUAGUAUUGCCCAAACAUCUGUUAGAAAGUUUUAAUUCGGUUUUGCUUAUGCAAACUGUUUACACAAAAGAUUUAUAAAUGUGGCCCAGUGAUAUUUGAACGUUUAUGGAAGGAGUUUCCCGUGUCAGAGCUUUGUAACAGUGGGUCUCUUAAGCUCAAGAGAAGGGCAAAAGAAGGAUGCUAUGAGUUAAGCGAUAGCAGGAGCUAAUGUCUCAGUGUUGUGCUGUAUUAAAGCUAAACAACGUUUGGUGGUGGUGGUUAAUAAAUGAAAAAGUAUUGGCUGCUAAAUUGCUGUGGUAUAAAAGGAAUAAAACUCCUUCGGGAUAUUGAAAAACUGUCGUCUGUGAAGUCAUGUAUCAACACAGACUUCUAUACGCUUAGCCUCUUCCAAUAUGGCGGACGCGUUGACGUGUCGCAGGAGCUUGCUGUUUGGAACACACCAAUAAUGGCCCGUCCCUGGCAGGAUAAAGUGCGCAGGUUAAGCCUGCAGCUGUCGCUUUAUAACACACCACACAGCUGCUCUGACAAUAACAGCGACGGGAAAGCGCUCGAUGCCUCCAUCAUCAUCAUCAUCAUCAUCCGCGCCGGUAGGACAUUCACCAAGCUUUAACAGAGCCACAGACAGGAGCUGAAGAUGAAGCGAACAUGAUCAGCGCCGAUGAUGGCCCCUCCAAAAGCGAGGAGACCCGGGACACCGGGCAGAGGAGGAUGCGUCCACCUGAAACGCUGCACCUUCUGUCAGCCGUGGUGGUGUGGCUGGUCACAGGAACCACCAUCUCCAGCCUGAACAAAUGGAUCUUUGCGGUGUAUAACUUCAGAUACCCGCUCCUCCUGUCGGCUCUGCACAUGCUUACCGCCAUUGUCGUAGGAGUCAUAAAAUACUGGUUUGUCCGGAACCGAGGCAUGGCACAGCAGGACCUGACCUCCAGCGCCAAGUGCAAAGUGUUCCUGCUGAGCCUCACCUUCUGCGCCAGCAUCGCCUUUGGGAACGUCGGACUCAACUACGUGCAGCUGUCCUUCGCUCAGAUGAUCUACACCACCACGCCCAUAUUCACUCUGGCAAUCUCGUCUCUGGUGCUCGGUAAACAGCACCACCUCCUUAAAUACACAGCCAUGAUGCCCAUCUGCCUCGGGGCUUCCUUCAGCAUUAUGGGCGAGGUGCAGUUUGAUCAGACGGGCUGUCUGUUUGUGCUCGCCGCCACCAUGCUCCGGGGAGUAAAGAGCAUCCAGCAAAGCAUUCUGCUCCAGGAGGAGAAGAUCAACUCGGUCUUCCUGCUCUACCUAAUGGCGAUCCCCAGUUUCUGCAUCCUGGCUGUAGCAGCUCUGGUCCUGGAGAACUGGGCCGCUCUUCAGUCGCCCCACCACUACGACGGCCAUCUGUGGGGCUUCAUCGUGCUCAGCUGCUUGGGUUCUGUGCUCUAUAACCUGGCGAGCUGCUGCGUCAUCAGCCUGACGUCCGCCGUCACGUUGCACAUCCUGGGCAACCUGAGCGUGGUGGGGAACCUGCUGCUCUCCCAGCUGCUCUUCGGCAGCCAGCUUUCUGCACUUAGCUGCGCCGGGGCCGUGCUCACACUGUCCGGCAUGAUCAUCUACCAGAACUCGGAGUUCAUCGUUGCCUACGUGGACGCCCGUCGCACAAAAGCCUCAAAUGGAACUUUCUGCACCGAUGAGGUGGAACCUUAUCCAAGAUGCAUGUAUGAGACGUCUUCAUGUCUAGAUCCAACCCAAGACCCAACUUUAGAACUUUCCUCAGAAUUAUGCUCUACAGAAUUAUUAUCUACAGAGCCAUCUCUAGAACUCUAUGAUGAUUCUGAACCAUGGGAAGAACUAUACGAUCUAGAACCACCUCCAAUACUAGAACAUGACCUAGAAGCAUCUCAAAAACUGUAUCAUGAUCUUCAAACACCUCCAAAACUGAAUCAUGUCCGAGAACCACAUCCAGUGCUUGAUCAUGAUCUAGAACCAUCUUCAGAACUGUGCCAUGACCUAGAACGAUCCUCAGAAUCACCUCCAACACUAAACGAAGACCUAGAACCACCCUUAGAACUAGACCAUGACCUAGAAUCAUCCUCAGAACUAGACAAAGACCUAGAACCCUUUUCAGAACUAGACCAUGUAUUAGAACCUUCUUUAGGACUAGUCCAUGAUGAAGAACCCUCUGCAGAACUAGUCCAUGAUGUAGAACCUUCUUCAGAACUAGUCUAUGAUGAAGAACCUUCUUCAGAACUAGUCCAUGAUGAAGAACCUUCUUCAGAACUAGUCCAUGAUGAAGAACCUUCUGCAGAACUAGUCUAUGAUGAAGAACCUUCUUCAGAACUAGUCCAUGAUGAAGAACCUUCUUCAGAACUAGUCCAUGAUGAAGAACCUUCUUCAGAACUAGUCCGUGAUGUAAAACGUUCUUCAGAACUAGUCCAUGAUGAAGAACCUUCUUCAGAACUAAUCCCUGAUGAAGAACCUUCUUCAGAACUAGUCCAUGAUGAAGAACCUUCUUCAGAACUAGUCUAUGAUGAAGAACCUUCUUCAGAACUAGUCCAUGAUGAAGAACCUUCUUCAGAACUAGUCCAUGAUGAAGAACCUUCUGCAGAACUAGUCCAUGAUGUAAAACCUUCUUCAGAACUAGUCAGUGAUGUAAAACCUUCUUCAGAACUAGUCCGUGAUGUAAAACGUUCUUCAGAACUAGUCCAUGAUGAAGAACCUUCUUCAGAACUAAUCCCUGAUGAAGAACCUUCUUCAGAACUAGUCCAUGAUGAAGAACCUUCUUCAGAACUAGUCUAUGAUGAAGAACCUUCUUCAGAACUAGUCCAUGAUGUAGAACCUUCUUCAGAACUAGUCAGUGAUGUAAAACCUUCUUCAGAACUAGUCAGUGAUGUAAAACGUUCUUCAGAACUAGUCCAUGAUGAAGAACUUUCUUCAGAACUAGUCAGUGAUGUAGAACCUUCUUCAGAACUAGUCUAUGAUGAAGAACCUUCUUCAGAACUAGUCAGUGAUGUAGAACCAUCUUCAGAACUAGUCCAUGAUGAAGAACCUUCUUCAGAACUAGUCUGUGAUGUAGAACCUUCUUCAGAACUAGUCAGUGAUGUAGAACCUUCUUCAGAACUAGUCUAUGAUGAAGAACCUUCUUCAGAACUAGUCAGUGAUGUAGAACCAUCUUCAGAACUAGUCCAUGAUGAAGAACCUUCUUCAGAACUAGUCAGUGAUGUAGAACCUUCUUCAGAACUAGUCUGUGAUGUAGAACCUUCUUCAGAACUAGUCAGUGAUGUAGAACCAUCUUCAGAACUAGUCCAUGAUGAAGAACCUUCUUCAGAACUAGUCAGUGAUGUAGAACCAUCUUCAGAACUAGUCCAUGAUGAAGAACCUUCUUCAGAACUAGUCAGUGAUGUAGAACGUUCUUCAGAACUAGUCCAUGAUGAAGAACCUUCUUCAGAACUAGUCCAUGAUGUAGAACCAUCUUCAGAACUAGUCCAUGAUGUAGACCCUUCUUCAAAACUAGUCUGUGAUAUAGAACCUUCUUCAGAACUAGUCCAUAAUGUAGAACCAUCUUCAGAACUAGACCUUGAGCUAGAACAAACCUCAGGACUAGUCCAUGACCUAUAGCCAUCCCUAGAGCCAGUCCAUGUCCAAGAACCAACCUCAGACCUAGUCCAGGACCCAGAACCAUCCUUAGAACUAGCCAGUGACCUAGAACCAUCUCCAGCACUUGAUCAUGACCAUGGCCAUGACCGAGGACAUUAAUUAGGACUGUAUGAUGACCCUGAGUCACCUCAAGAAUCCAAAUUUGAAGGAUGUAGUGAUGUAGAACCAUCAGCAGAUCUAGAACUGUUUCCAGAACUAGCCCUAAAAUUGCACAAUGAGGACGGAAAGACAAACUGGAAGUCGUGAGCUAUCGUCCUUCCUCACAUGAAGCUUCAGUGAAUCUCAUCUAGAUGUUCAACCGGUUUUUCUUAAGCGCUCCAGUGACACAUAGUUACUCCGUUUCCUCCAACAUGGAGCUGGCGUCUGUUCAGGGGAAAUCUUUACCAUGUUUUGACUCCUUUAACGAAUGCGUAACAUAAAAACAACCGGAAUCGUUUAUGGGCUGGUUUUGUUGUCGUCAUGGCGACAACACGACCUCCGUAGUCUUGCUUUAUUUAAUGCCACUGAUUCCAUUUUGAUUUGGAAUUUUUUCAGCUUGGAUCUCAGUGUAAAAAAAAAAAAAAAAGCACAGACGGUUCCAUCAGCACCAGUACCAUGAUGGUGGAAAAAUGUGUUUGGAGCCACAGUACCGGUACUCCCUCACUGUGCCAAUCUUCAAGCUCACGCAAAGCUCUGAAACGUCUCGUAUUACCUCCGUUUCGGUUAAAUAUGAACGCAGAUGACUUCAUCUCCACUGUGAAGCCACGACCCAGGUGUCUGUGGGAUUCUGGGUAACACCAAAAUAUCCCGUAGGUCACCUGUAGACUGCUUAAGCACUUUUUAAAAAAAAAACCCCAAAAAAACAAAAACAAACUAGUUCCAAUUGAAGAAAAGAGUGCGUUGGUGGUUUUGAGGUACUGUUCUUCACGCUCUGUUAUUCUGGAAGGAGCUUUUAAAGGCAGCUCUUGUUUGUCAGGUGUUUUUGUUUGUUUUUUCCUCAAGCUUACGUUUACAUAAACCGCACAAUGGCAAGAUCAUCUCAUUUUUUGUUUAGUUUACGGUAAGGACGGACGUUUAAGGAGACUGACGUCGAUAAAUUAGACUGGAUAAAGUAAACUGACAUGAGCUGGUUUACUCACUCAGGCGUCAAUCUGACUGAUAUUUCGAAAUAUAUUACUGUAAAGAUAUGACCAGCCGAUGGAGGUCACUUCUGAAGCUACGAGUCAGAUGGUAGAAAUCAGUGGAAGUCUGUUUCAAAUGGUCUUACUCUCACUCCAGAAGAUACUGUAAUGUAGGUGAUCGAUCAUCUUCCUCUAAAAUUUGUCAAUGUCAAUUAUCGUUUUAUUUUAACUCGAUUUCAUGUUGCGGAACCGUCAUAGGACAAGUUGGUUCCACUUAAACCACACCAGCAAGUGACACUGAAUAACAGGAAGUGCAGAAAGACAUUAAAGUGACAUAGACUUCCAUUAUAUUUACCUCACAGCCUGAGGACAAAGCUAUAGAAACAAUGGCCGACUCGCUGUAGGAAAUAGCUGGAACGUGUUGUGUGAUCCUCAUUAUGAGGUUUUAUUCUUAGACCCAGUCUGCGUCUCUGAGGAAACCCGCAGGUCUUUUGCACAGAAACAGAAUGUUUGUUCCUCAGUAUUAUACAUGGGGUUGGGAUUUUUUUUAAAGCUUAAUCUCUUAUUCAGACGGGAAAACCAGUAGAGGUCGCUCACACACACUCAGACACGCACAUACACACUCACUCACUCACACACUCACUCACUUACAUACACACUCACUCACUCACUCACUCAUUCGAUGGAGCUCAGACGCUUAUUUUUAUUUAUUCUUUGUGUUUUUAAACGUAAAUGUCCGUUGCACUGCUUAUUACGAGGACACAUUUAGCUCGAAGCCGAUUGAUAUCAGUAUCAGAAGUCGGUUUCCGUAGGACGUAGGAGACCGUCGUAAACCGACGUAGGAGUCCGUAGGAAGAGUUAUUACUCAGUCUGGUAUCAGAGCUUCAGUUCUCAAGGUCGUGUUACAAUAAGCCACUGAGUGCACAGGGAAGUCAGAGACACGAUAUCGUUAAAGCCAUGCUGAAUUAGUCAUGUGCCAAGAGAAAGAAGAGUUUCAUUCCACAAUGGAAUUGACUGGAGGAGUGUUUUUUAUAUAUCACCAUGAGCUAUACAUCAAUGCCAAUAUACAAAUAUACAUAAACAGGAAUUCCUUGCAAAUAAAAAUAUCCGUCACAAACCAGAAGAAUGAACUAAGUCUGUUCGGGGUUAGACGGAAAAUCAGUUCUCAAGGGAAACCAGUUCUAUCCUAGCGACAUUUCAGUACAAAAAUAGUCAAUUCAGUUCAAUUUUAUCUGUAUAGCGCUUUUAUGAGUGGACAUUGUCUCAAAGCAGUUUUACAGAAAUAUAGCACAAAAGAAGCUCAAGAUUAAUAUUAGACUAAAGGUUCAUGAGUAAUAUUAGACUUGUAUUUAAAAUCCUCCUGGUGGUCCGGCGGCAGGAUCCCGCGCUCUCGUUGCCGCGGCCUGGGUUUGAUUCCCGGGCAGGACGCCACCCUGGCUACUGAAGAGUUAACUCUCAGCGAUAAGGAUAAAAAAUGGGAGGCUUUGCGAUGGUAAGGGCAUCCGGCGUAAAAACCUGUGCCAAAUCAUGCGGAUCGAAUCAAACAACAGACCCUGCUAUUGCGCGGGACUAACGCUAGGAUAAAUAAAAAAUUUGAAAUGAUUUGUAUUAAUCCCUAAUCUAGUCAGUGCUAUAUCUUUCAGAGCAGGAAGUACGGUCGAUCACUUCCUGCAUACACGAUGAUAUGAUAUCGUGAUUCUUGAAGAGUGUUUUUCUUAAAUGCUAAAAACAGGUCAAGACACAUAAACUCAAACUGAAGUACUGAAGAAACUUUUUUGGCAGCCAUCAGCCCGUGCGUCUGACUCAGUGUUUACGUCUCCGCUGAACAGGACUGUAUGGUGGAUUUGCUGUGCGAUUAGUUUGGAGUUAAAUACCUCAUUAUUAUUAUUGUUAUUGUGAUUAUUAUUAUUAUUAUUAUUAAAAGCUCCUUCCUCAUAUCCUGGCAUCAAACCAGCUCAUGCUCCAGUGGGAGGAUUUACAGAUAAAGCAGUUGAAUGAACGUCAUUCUCAGUCACACGGUUACCAAUAAAAAGCGUAUCAAUAAAAAAAAGCAAUAGAAAAAGCCGACCACUUGGUUCGUGAGAAUUCGUUUUAUUUAUUAGUUUAUUUAUUUUUUCAUUCGUCAGUGUAUCAUUUUUUUCUUGUUAAUAUACUACACUGUUUUAUUCAUAUCUCCACUGCUUUAUCUGUCUCUCCUCUCAUCUGUCCUUUUAUACAUUUAUUCUCUAACGGAUUACUGAUUUUUUUGUUAUUUUUGUUUUACGAGGUUAACUAAAUAGUAAGAGAUGCAGACUGGCCUGCGUCACACAAGAGGAUGAGGUGGAAGUAGAGAAGGUCAGGGGUGGUGCUGGAAAAUUUUGUUCUACAGUGAGUUGGAGUUUCUCAAUCCAGAGCAUCUUCAGUUAGCUAACACACACACACACACACACACACAUACAAAGCUAGCUAGAUCUGUAUCAAAUGGGACAAACACUAGAAGUCAGGCACACUUACAAUUUUGAGCCAAACUUCCAGAACCCUUUUCAGGAACUGAAGAGAUCUUGAACCCUUUUUCAGGAUCUGUAGGAGUUCUUAUAAAAAUAAUAAUAAGAGAGUUCAGGAGCUAAUAGUUCUGUAGCUUUUUUUCUUUCCAGAAACUGAAGAGUUCCAGAACCUUUGCCAGGAACCCAAUCUUUCUUUCUUUAUUUUUUUGGCAUCUUUUUCAGGAAUGUAAGAGUUGUAGAACAUUUUUUUUAUAGAACUUUAAGGUCAAAGGAACUGAUCUGGAACCCUGAAUGUAGAAGUUCUGCAAUUUUUCAGGUACUGAGGGUUCACACACCACUUUCAGGAUUUACCGAUAGUUCUGGAACAUUUUCAGUGGCUGAAGAUUUUCUAAACCUUUUUUUUUUUUUUUUUUUUUUUUUUUUUUGAAUGCAAGCGUUCCAGAAAAUCAUUCAGGAACUGGAACGUUUUAAGGACCUGAAGAGUUCCAGAACUUCUUUACAUAACUGAGGAAUUCUUUAAAAAAAACUGAGGAAUUCCAAAAUCUUUCAUACAGGAAUGUAAAGAGUUCCAGAAAUUUUUUCAGGAAUGUAUAGAGUUCCAAAACCAUUUUCCAGGUAUGUGAAGAGUUCCAGAGCCUUUUUCAGGAAUGUAAAGAGUAGAAAGAAUAGAAAGAAUCGUUCCAGAACCUUUUUCAGGAAUGUAAACAGUUCCAGAACCUUUUUUCAGGAAUGGAAAGAGUUCCUGUACCUUUUCCAGGAAUGUAAAGAGUUCCAGAACCUUUUCAGGAAUAGAAAGAGUUCCAGAACCUUUUUCAGGAAUGUAAACAGUUCCAGAACCUUUUUUCAGGAAUGGAAAGAGUUCCUGUACCUUUUUCAGGAAUGUAAACAGUUCCAGAACCUUUUUCGGGAAUAGAAAGAGUUCCAGAAACUUUUUCAGGAAUAGAAAGAGUUCCAGAAACUUUUUCAGGAAUGUAAAGAGUUCCUGAACCUUUUUCAGGAAUGUAAAGAGUUCCAGAACCUUUUUCAGGAAUGUAAAGAGUUCCAGAACCUUUUUCAAAAAUGUAAAGAGUUCCAGAACAUUUUUCAGAAAUGGAAUUCUGUAAGAAUUUUUCUUACAGAAACAUCUGUUUCUCUUUUCAGAAACAGAAAAGAGUUCCUGAACCUUUUAAAGGUAUGUAAAGAGUUCCAGAAACGUUUUCAGGAACUGAAACAUUCUAGCAUCCUCUCCAGAUACUGAAGUGUUCCAAAGCAUCUUCCAGGGACAAAAUAGUUCUAGAAAUCACCUGAUUGAGAACUCCACAGUUCCUGGAUAGGGUUCUUGCCUCAGUGUGGACGAGGCUGAGUGUGCGGUUCUGGUGUUCUCCUGUAAAUAUGAUGUUAACACAUUACAUAACACACUCCCAUCUCACUGCAAACAUUCUAUAUCUUUUUUAAUGAACAAAAUUUUUAAAAUCAAGGUACCUACUAAAACAUCAGAUGUGUUUCCUGCUGUGGAAAUAUGCCUGAAGCUCCUGCGUCUCUAACACACGUUCUUUACUGGAGCUCUUGAUUGAGAAGCUCUCAGCAUGCACAAUAACGCACUGAGUGACUUUAGGACACGCGGUCUUCUCUGCAAGCGUACAGCUGCUCUGUGUACGAUUCUGUCAGUCAAACGUCAGAUGUAAAUAAUUUUUAUUAUAUUUAUGUAUUUUACAAUCAUGGAAAUGCUGACUGAAUAAAUAUGCUUGUUU
Hemibagrus wyckioides is the source of this 9964-nucleotide messenger RNA. It is a transcript of the gene slc35e4, whose product is annotated as solute carrier family 35 member E4. The record is from RefSeq and is a predicted model, not a curated record. The transcript is spliced from 3 exons. Gene Ontology annotation, molecular function: antiporter activity. The coding region runs from base 1664 to 4612 and encodes 982 amino acids. NCBI's taxonomy places the organism in Eukaryota, Metazoa, Chordata, Actinopteri, Siluriformes, Bagridae. Gene Ontology annotation, cellular component: Golgi apparatus.